Messenger RNA from Colletotrichum chrysophilum, 597 nucleotides. RefSeq lists its product as uncharacterized. The transcript is spliced from 2 exons. NCBI's taxonomy places the organism in Eukaryota, Fungi, Ascomycota, Sordariomycetes, Glomerellales, Glomerellaceae. The record is from RefSeq and is a predicted model, not a curated record. Bases 1 to 597 code for a protein of 198 amino acids.
AUGCAACUCUUGAGACACCCAGCCCGCUCCGCCCUCCGGGGCUGCCACCGCCCUCUCGCCAAUGGCGUCCGCUUCCCGCCCCCCAAACACUCCGUCGCCGCUGCCGCCGCCGUCGCCGCUCCUUUUUCAACGUCGUCCAUCAGGCCGGCCAAGAACCAGAUCUACGCCUCCGUCCGCCGACCUGACGACUUCCACACCUACCAGCUUCUCUCCUCGUCUGCACGGACACCGCUGAUAACCCUGUGGACCACGUCGUGGUGCGGAACGUGUCGAGUCGUCGCACCGUUAAUCCGAUCCAUCGUCGAAUCCGGCGUCGGCGAGGCGGAGGGCGGCGUCGCAUACUGCACCGUCGAGUUUGACGCGCCCGACGUCAUGGGCGGCGGCCUCGGCAUGACCUACAUGAUCUCCUCCAUCCCCACGCUCCUCAGCUUCGACAACCAGGAGGCACAGAUCCAGACCAAGGUCCACGACGCGAAGAAGCUCGCAGACCGCGCUUUCCUCGAGGAGUGGAUUAGGACGGAGGCACGGCGGCACGGCCAGCGCGGAGGCGGAGGGUCCGGCGGCGUCUUCGGAGGGCUGUUCGGAGGUUUCAAGUGA